CGUUUUUUUGUCGUCACAUUUGUCUCUUUCUUAUGAUGUUCAGGAUUCGAUCCAAAUGUCGUCGGAAAUUGCUCGUUGAAAUCUAGUAAAUCAAAAUAAAAAGGUGCGUUUUGGAGGUGUCGCCUCCUCGAAGACGUUCUUCAAAUUUCGGGCCAGUUUCACGUGUCUGGUUAUGACGCGCAUGUCAAAACAAAACAAACAAACAAACAAAAAAGGCUAUGGAGGCCUGUAGUCCGUGACCCAAACGUGGCCAAGCGAGACCCGAUUCAACCCAGUUGGAGCUGAAUGGAAGAUGUGCAAAUGGACGCACUUUCCUCAUCCUUGGACCUCACAAGCACACUAAAACGCCGACGCUCAAUUCGGUUUGGAUUCGAUUUUGGUGCGCUCCGUACGCCGAAGCGGCAGCGGCGGCGACCUUUGAGGCCGGCGGUUCGCCCACCGAGGACACGUUGAAGAUGAUGAGCGACAUGAUCCUGCUGUGCGCCACCUUGGCGCUUUCGCUCUUCUUCUGGACCCUCUCGCUGACCCUCAGCGCCUACUCGGGGUGGCUGCGGCCCGUGUCGCCGUGGCGAUGGCUCUUCUCCAUCCUGGUCCCGGUGGUGCUCAGCACGCGAGCGCUGAAGAGACGCAGCCUGGACCGAUCGGGCGCGCUGGGAGCCGUGCUCGUGGGCUUCGUGCUGGCCAUGGCCAACUUCAGCUUCUUCUCGUCGCUGCUGGCCUUCUUCUUCACCUCGUCCAAACUGACGCGCUGGGGCGGGGCGCACAAGAAGAAAAUUGACGCCGACUACAAAGAAGGGGGCCAAAGGAACUGGGUGCAGGUCUUCUGCAACGGCGGCGUCCCCACACAGCUGGCGCUGCUCUACAUGAUCGAGGCGGGCCCGGGCGAGAUCCCCAUCGACUUCGGCCGGCAGUACACGGCGUCGUGGAUGUGCCUGUCGCUGUUGGGGGCGCUGGCGUCCAGCGCGGGGGACACGUGGGCCUCGGAGGUGGGGCCCGUGCUCAGCCGGUCGCGGCCCAGGCUCAUCACCACCUGGCGUGAGGUCCCCACAGGAACCAACGGCGGCGUGACUCACGUGGGGCUGGCGGCCAGCUUGGCGGGCGGGCUGGCAGUGGGCGCGGCCUACUUGGCGUCGCAGGCGUUGUUCGUCUCCGACCUGCAGCUGUGCGACCCCCAGUGGCCCGUGGUCCUGUACGGGGGCGCGGCCGGCCUGCUGGGCUCCCUCCUGGACUCCUUCCUGGGCGCCCACAUGCAGUACUCGGGUUUCGACUCGAGCGUCGGGAAGGUGGUGAGUUACGAGUCGCCCACCACGCACUGGAUCAGCGGUAAACCCAUCCUGGACAACAACGCCGUCAACCUCUUCUCGUCCGUCCUGGUCGCCCUCAUCCUGCCCGGGAUGGCCUGGAGCGUGUGGCCGCACUAGGGAAGAGACCUGGGGGGGGGUCCUCCGGUUGGCGAUGGGGAAAAUAAACUGUUUAACUUUUUGCGUUGAAAAUUUUAGUGUGCUGCCGUUGGGGUUGUUCUGUACAUCAGAAGUGGCUUCAAAUCAAAAGGAGGAAACCCCCCCCCCCAAAAAAAAAAAAAAAAAAAAGUGGCACUUUCAUUAACUAUCUGAAAAUAUCUACUAACUACAAAAAUGCCAUCAAUCCAUGUCAGCUUUCUCAAAAAUAUAUUGUCAUACCUACAUAUAUUUUACUUUCUAAAAAAAAAAAAAUCUCCCAUAAUAUUUCAAUAAAUUGUCAAGAAUC
Molecule: messenger RNA, 1746 nt
Organism: Syngnathoides biaculeatus (alligator pipefish)
Lineage: Eukaryota; Metazoa; Chordata; Actinopteri; Syngnathiformes; Syngnathidae
Gene: tmem19
Product: transmembrane protein 19
Exons: 8
Coding region: 456-1421 (321 amino acids)
Cellular component (GO): membrane
Source: RefSeq, a predicted model, not a curated record